Gossypium raimondii (Peruvian cotton) is the source of this 1694-nucleotide messenger RNA. RefSeq lists its product as uncharacterized. The record is from RefSeq and is a predicted model, not a curated record. The transcript is spliced from 11 exons. NCBI's taxonomy places the organism in Eukaryota, Viridiplantae, Streptophyta, Magnoliopsida, Malvales, Malvaceae. Bases 403 to 1449 code for a protein of 348 amino acids.
GAAGACUUUCUGCUCUCAUCAUCAAAUUUAGUUGACUUCGAUGUCAAAAAAGUCCUUGAAAAUCAAGAUUUUGGCAGAUAUAUAAGAAAUGAAAUGGGUGCUUAACGUGAAUAGUUGCUUCUUCCAUAAUUAAAACUACAAGUCGCUGUUGCUGCUGCCUCUGGCAAUAUGAGAUGGGGGAUUAAAUGCCAGAGGUGCAGGGUUCAAUUGCCCUGCAUCUCCAAGUGGGUUUUUAAUUUUACCCUUUUUAACGUAUUAUCAGCUGUAUUUAAAUUCUCAGUACGACCCACAAUCGAAGUUCGUUGCAGAGCCUGGAAAGCCUCCGUUAUUCUCUAAUAUAUAUCGUUAAACGGAACAUCCUUCCCGCCAUUUUCACCGGGGGUUUUCUUGACAUUAGGAGCAAUGUCCGUUCCUCUCUUCAACCUUGCUCCUAAUUUGACAGUUUCAAGACUCUGUUUAGGAACAAUGACUUUUGGGGAGCAAAACUCUCUUCCUCAGACAUUACGUCUUCUAGACCAAGCUUUUGACGCCGGAAUCAACUUCUUCGACUCCGCCGAAAUGUACCCAGUUCCUCAGCGUGCUGAGACUCAAGGGAAAAGUGAAGAAUACUUUGGCCAGUGGGUUAGAAAGAGGAAAAUAUCCCGUGACCGUGUUGUCAUUGCUACCAAGGUUGCUGGGCCAUCUGGGCAAAUGAGUUGGAUUAGAGAUGGACCAAAGUGUUUAGAUGCCAAGAAUAUUACUGAGGCAGUAGAUGGCAGUUUAAAGCGUCUGCAGAUGGACCACAUUGAUCUCUAUCAAAUCCACUGGCCUGACCGCUAUGUUCCCAUGUUUGGAGAAACCGAGUAUGAUCCAGUCCGACAAUUCUCAUCUGUCCCAAUUGAGGAGCAACUUGAUGCUCUUGGCAGAGCUGUUGAUGCUGGUAAGAUCAGAUAUAUUGGACUCAGUAACGAAACGCCAUAUGGUGUCAUGAAGUUCCUUCAGUUUGCAGAAAACAAUGUUCGCUACCCUAAGAUUAUAAGCGUGCAGGUUAAUUCAUAUAGCUUGCUCUGCCGAACUUUUGAUUCUGGAAUGGCUGAGUGCUGUCAUCAUGAGAGGAUCUACUUGUUGGGCUACAGUCCACUUGCAAUGGGCAUACUUUCAGGGAAGUAUUUUGCUUCAGAUGGUGCUCCUUCCGAUGCUCGGUUAAAUCUUUUCAAAGGAGUACCUUGGUAUUGCAGAAAAAUAUGGUCUUCAUCCUGUAUCACUUGCAAUCGGUAUGUAGUUGCUACACAUGCAUGCACAUGUCGACGUUUGCUCUCUAUUGGCCAAGUAAUUAUGUCCAUCGAAUUACAUGUAUCCAUUUGUCGGCAGGAGCUCGCUAGGAUCACAUACUCUGAAAUUAGCCUUUGUUUUGAAUCAUCCUCUGGUGGCAAGUACUGUGUUUGGGGUGACCAAACCAUGGCAGCUUGAGGAAGUCAUCAGUGCAUGCAAUGUUGAGCUAACAUCUGAGAUAAUUGCAGACAUUAACAAAGUUCAUGCAAAGUUUCCAAAUCCAUGUCCCUGAUCAAUAUAUACAUGUUUAUAUUUCUUUCUGAUUUUGAAGGUUCUGAAAUUAGGUAGAAUGACAGACGCACUUUUCAUAUGUAAAACACUCUUCCAGGAGACACUAUAUAAAUGGCAAGUUUUGAAAUAUAGGUUACAGUAUAUUUUUGGCA